Messenger RNA from Ostrinia nubilalis (European corn borer), 690 nucleotides. RefSeq lists its product as uncharacterized. The transcript is spliced from 5 exons. The coding region runs from base 70 to 690 and encodes 206 amino acids. NCBI's taxonomy places the organism in Eukaryota, Metazoa, Arthropoda, Insecta, Lepidoptera, Crambidae. The record is from RefSeq and is a predicted model, not a curated record.
CACAAAUUCCCAAACUAAUCUAGUUGGUCCCAGACAUUUUGUUUUAAACGACAAAAUUACCCAAGAAAAAUGAGAGCGUUAACAACACUGGUUCUUUUUGCAAUACUCCACUGUGCUUUAUCAAAAAACAACGUGAAAUCUCUCACGGAGUCUUUGGGACAAGAGGUUAUAGAAAUAGGAGCACCUAUUAAAGAUCUCCCUCAAGAUCUGGAAGAGGAGCCGUCAGCGGAGAAUGAUGAGGACUACAAGUCUACAGCUACCGUCCAGCCGGCUGCCACUAAGAAAGACAUUAAAAAGACCACUUUGACAACUGUGGACACUCGUAGGAAAGGUGUCCAGGACAAAACCACGAAACCUGAUGAUGAAGAGGCCAGAAUCGAGAAGGAGCUCGCCGAGAUAUACAAGGACAACUUAGAUUAUAAAUCUGACAGCUCUGAGGUGGUUAAAGAUGCGACCACCAUAAAGAAUCAAAAUCUACUUGAAGAAGAUGCUAAGCCCGUAGCACGAUCGAAAGUCAACUUCAAGUUCCAGCCGGAUAUGACCAACAACAAAGAGAUAGAAAAGUUCAGGACCUCGAUAGACGAGAUCAGCUGCGACAAGAGGACCAAACUGAGCGCUACGGUAUUAUCACAUUCUUCUUUAAGAUCAUACGAAAGGCUCUAUAGUCUGGUCUGCGAGCACGUAGAAUGA